AUGAAGUUCUUUUAUUCUGUUUUAGCUGUACUCGCUGUGGCCAACGCCCAGAUCAUCAAGGUCGACUCCAAGGGCCCUGAGUUCUUUGGCAAAUCUGAAAUCAACGUCAAAGACGGCUUCUUCAAGCCUUACGAGAGCUACCGUGACGACGCUGGCCAUGAUAUUACCUACUUGACAGAUGGCAAGUUGGAGACUGAUGAUGGUUUGCUUGUUAUCUCAGAUAACACUACACCUCUGUAUGACGAAGAUGGAAACUUAAACCACCCUCAGUUGACAGACGGCAAGAAGAUUAUUCCUGACCCAGAUGGAACCUUGUAUCUUCAGUUGUUGGAAAAGAUUGACGCUGAGUACAUCCACUUCAAGUGGGAGGAUGUCUUGUUGGAGUAG
Molecule: messenger RNA, 387 nt
Organism: Candidozyma haemuli
Lineage: Eukaryota; Fungi; Ascomycota; Pichiomycetes; Serinales; Metschnikowiaceae
Exons: 1
Coding region: 1-387 (128 amino acids)
Source: RefSeq, a predicted model, not a curated record